CGUCGACAGAAGAAGAAGGAAGACGAACUCAAACAUUAGGAAGCGGAAGAUCACGAAUUAAUGAAAAAAGAGAUGCUUGUGUAUCUGUCGAUGCAUGUCGGCAGCCUCGAGGAGAGGAUACAACACCGCCUGAAGAAAGUCGUUCUUGACGCGUCCAAAGGUAAAGCAAAGAUGAACCCUCAAGAAGAAUCUAACUACUCCUCAGGUGACGCCUCUUGCGAAUCCGAAGGGAAUGACGUGAAGGUGUUACGAGGCAAAACUCAGAAACUGACGAAUAAUGACAAAAGGAAGAGGAGUACUGAAAAGGCGGUCAGUGACAGCCCUCCUAUGGAGACCCCGACGAAAAAGAUCAACAAACAUGUCGGGAUGGAGCCCAGGCGGCUUACUAAAAGACUGCAGCUCACUUGCCGGCACCCGCCAAUGAAACGAUCGCCGAAGCAAAAGACUCCAAGAAGUGCGACUUUGAAAAAGAAGAAGAUUCCAGCUUCGAUGGGAGCGCUAGGCAAAUUGAAGUACGUGACAGAUAACCUACGUGAUUUGGCCGAUCUCAAUGUGGACGAUCUGAAGAAGAUAUGCAAAGAGGAAGAUGUGCAGUACGGAGGGAAGAAGAUGCAGACGAUCCUCGCCAUCACAGAGAAAAGGACCAAUGAAGCCUACGAAUCUGAUGAAAUUGAGGAGCCGGAGAAUGAUGAGGAGGAUAGGGGAGCAAGAGAUGAGAAAAACAUUGGAGAAGAGGUGGUAGAAGGGGAUGUAUUCUUGCGUAGUCUGGGUGGCAUGAGACAAAUGGUGUUUGGCUUACGGCGGAUGGAUGACGUCAGCAUGAUUGUGUUGGAUAAAAAAGAUCCGUUUCCAGCAGAUAUGACUGGCCUCGAGGAGAGGAUACAACACCGCCUGAAGAAAGUCGUUCUUGACGCGUCCAAAGAUAAAGCAAAGAUGGAUCCUCAAGAAGAAUCUAACUACUCCUCAGGUGACGCCUCUUGCGAAUAUGAGGGGAGUGACGUGGAGGUGCUACGAGGCAAAACUCAGAAACAGACGAUUAAUGAGAAAAGGAAGAGGAGUACUGAAAAGGCGGUCGGUGACAGCCCUCCUAUGGACACGCCGACGAAGAAGAUCAACAAACAUGCCGGGAUGGAGCCCAGGCGGCUUACUGAGAGACUGCAGCUCACUUGCCGGCACCCGCCGAUGAAACGAUCGCCGAAGCAGAAGACCCCAAGAAGUGCGACUUUGAAAAAGAAGAAGAUUCCAGCUUCGAUGGGAGCGCUUGGCAAAUUGAAGUACGUCACAGGUGACUUGGCCGAUUUCAAUGUGGACGAUCUGAAGAAGAUAUGCAAAGAGGAAGAUGUGCAGUACGGAGGGAAAAAGAUGCAGACGAUCCUCGCCAUCACGGAGAAAAGGACCAAGGAAGCCUACGAAUCUGAUGAAAUUGAGGAGCCGGAGAACGAUGAGGAGGAUAGGGGAGCAAGAGAUGAGAAAAACAUUGGAGAAGAGGUGGUAGAAGGGGAUGUGUGAUACCCCAAACACACACGUGAAUGAUGGGCAAUGUCUCACUGCCUGGUGAGUAUGAAACGUGAAGGCAUCGUGAAUGCGAGUAUUGAGAUAGUCUACCUUUUCGUAAUUAUCCUGCUAGCCUUAGCCGGUGAGGUAAGAUGGCAACAAAAAUGCGUCGACUCU
Messenger RNA from Chara braunii, 1671 nucleotides. The record is from the annotation of a GenBank genome assembly. Lineage: Eukaryota; Viridiplantae; Streptophyta; Charophyceae; Charales; Characeae.